Messenger RNA from Athene cunicularia (burrowing owl), 3696 nucleotides. RefSeq names its product immunoglobulin superfamily member 11 (gene IGSF11). Gene Ontology annotation, biological process: homophilic cell-cell adhesion. The record is from RefSeq and is a predicted model, not a curated record. Gene Ontology annotation, cellular component: cell-cell junction. NCBI's taxonomy places the organism in Eukaryota, Metazoa, Chordata, Aves, Strigiformes, Strigidae. Gene Ontology annotation, molecular function: ionotropic glutamate receptor binding. Bases 19 to 1335 code for a protein of 438 amino acids. The transcript has 7 exons.
GCCCCUUUCUUCCUGCUGAUGCCUCGUGGAGCGGUGUCCUUGUGCCAUGAUGUGAGGUUGCUCUCUGCCCCCAUGGACUCGGGUCUGGUGUAUCCUCUGGAGGUGUCAGUCAGUUCAAGGAGCAUCCAGGUUGCCCGAGGCCAGACAGCAGUAUUGCCCUGCACCUUCACCACUAACGCUGCUCUCACUAACCUUAAUGUCAUCUGGAUGGUCAUUCCUCUUUCUAACGCCAACCAGCCUCAACAGGUUAUUCUCUACCAAGGGGGUCAGAUCUUUGGUGGCGCACCCCAGUUCUAUGGGCGAGUGGGGUUUGCUGUGACAAUGCCAACCACCAGUGCCUCCAUCUUCAUCAACAACACUCAGCUAUCGGAUACUGGCACAUACCAGUGUUUAGUCAACAAUCUUCCCGACCGAGGUGUCAGGAAUAUUGGAGUCAUUGGACUUACUGUCUUGGUUCCUCCUUCUGCCCCGCUUUGCAGAAUCCAGGGGUCCCUGGACGUGGGCAGUGAUAUCACACUGACCUGCAGCUCAGAAGAAGGCAUCCCCCGGCCAACAUACCUCUGGGAGAAACUGGACAAUGUUCCCAAGUUGCCUCCAACUGCCACACAAGACCAAGUCCAGGGCACUGUCACUCUUCGAAAUAUCAGCACUGUGUCCUCAGGUCUUUACCAAUGUGUGGCUUCAAAUGCCAUUGGAACCAGCACUUGCCUUCUGGACCUGCAAGUCAUUGCACCCCACCCGCGGAGUAUUGGCCUGAUUGCAGGAGCAGUGGCCACAGGUGCUGUUGUGCUUGUUGUUUGCAUUGUGUUGGUGGCCGUGGCACUGUUUUACUGGAAAAAUAAACACAAAGAAGAAGAAGAGGAGGAGAUUCCCAAUGAGAUAAGGGAGGAUGACCUGCCGCCCAAAUGCUCCUCCGCAGCAAAGACAUUCCACGCCGAUGCGUCCUCAUCGGAGAACGACACCCUCACCUCCUCCAACACCUACAACAGCCGCUACUGGAACGACCCCAAAGCCAACCACGCCACAGACUCCUUCACCCGCUUCAGCAACAGCAACGACGCCCACCAGCCCCCCUUCUCCCGCUCGGGGAGCACAAGCACCCGCCCCGUCUAUGCCAACGGUGGCCACCCAUCGCCAGCUCCCCCUAAGACGCUGGUGGUGACGGCCAGCACGGCGCCGUCCCCUCAGGAGGUGAUCCGGAGCAAUGGCUCGGUCAGCAGGAAGCCGCGGCUGCCGCACACUCGCUCCUACGCCAUCAGCCAGGCCACACUGGAGCGGAUCGGGGCUGUCCCCGUCAUGGUGCCCGCCCAGAGCAGGGCCGGCUCCCUUGUGUAGGGCCAUGCUGGGGGCCAAGAGCCGAGCACGGGGCCUCUUGUACCUGGUGGGGCAAAGAGACCCUAUACUCCUUCCUGAAAGGCUGCAAGGUGGCGGGGAGGACAUACACUCGCCUCUCCCCCCUGCCCUCACCUCCUGAGGCCGCUGCUGGCUGGUGGGACGGCCCCGCCAUGCUGCAUCCCCCGGAGCUGUCGGGGCUCCUCACACCGUUGGACACUGCGGAUGUGCCAAGGCUGGGGGACGUUGGGAUGUGCUGCCCAGCUGCAGGGCCCCAGCCGGGACGUGCGCCUGGCCUUGACCUCGGGAGGACUUUUCUUUAGUUUCCUGUUGGUUUUGUUGGGGGUCGAUUCCAUCCAUUUGGGUCUUUCAGGGAGGUUUGGGGAGAUAUAUAUAUAUAUUUUUUUUUUCUGUUGUUGCUGGUUUAUUUCCAAGAGGACGACAGCCUGCGUUGGGGCAGGGAGGGCUGAGCAGGGAGGGGUGCUGAGGCAGUGUGUGCCUCAACACGGGUGGCCCCAGCCCUCUCCCCGUGGCCCUGGCCCCACUGUGGGAUGAAGGAGGGCAGUGCAGCAGGGCCGGGUGUGAGGAGGAACGGGCCAGGCUGGAGGGGAGAGACAGGCACAGCCAUCAGCCUGGCCAAGGGGAUGGCUAUGUGAGGGCACGGACUGGGGAACGUUUGUCUUUAUUUUUUUGCAGUUCUUCCCCCACCCCAACACGCACACAAACACACACACACACAGACGCACACAGGUUCUCCUCAGACUAGGUGUUUUUCCUGCUUUAGCCCAGAGUGCUGCCAGAGCCCUGUUCAUGGCUGUAGAGGAUGGAGCCGUCUCAGCCUCUUUCCCCAGUACACUCCAUGCAGGGUGCUGCUGUAGGGCUCGUGGCUUUCUUUUUUUGGGUGUUGCUGGGUUUAUUCAGGAGGUAGAGAGGAUCAGGAUGGCGUGGCAGAGCAGCAGGCAGGUCCAGAGAUAUCUGCUGCCCCUGGGCUGUUCUGGUUCAGGGCAAGUGGCUUCAAACCCCACAGCUUUGGUGUUUGCAUGCUGGGUUUUCCUUAUCAGGCUAUCCAGGGCUGACCAGAAUGGCAGGGCAUGUGUUGUGCUUGGGGACCUUACAGGGAGGCAUCACGGUUUUCAUUAGCACUCUCCCACAUGCACAGACUUCCCAGAUACCAAGAGGAUUCGUUUCCAAAUCCCUUUCCUUAGAAAGAGUGAAAGCAGGGGCUUAAUGGAGAGGGUAACCCUGUGGAAGCCCACGUGCUAUCUCUCUGCCUUCCCUACUUCCCUCCACAUCCCAGGGCCAGGUACUGGUGGCAUCUGCCAGUGACUCUGCCAUCUCCUUGCAGCCAGGGAGGUGGUUGUGGCUGGCACCUAUCCUUUUUCUAUUGCAACUAAAUAGCCUUAAUCAAAGCCAAGAGUUGAAACUGCUGAAGGAACCUGGUGCCAUUUGGAGGGCUGGACUGAGGGCUGGGACUUACCCUCCUCGAGAGCACUGGCUCAAAGGGGCCACGCCUGGAUAAGUAUCUUGGCUCUCCUGCAUAACACCAACCCCUGCAGAUGUAAAGGUAGUGGUCAUCUCCAAAAGCACCAAAGCCCUCCCAGGUCUGCUUUUGGAAAAGCAAUGUGGGGAGUCACAGGUGACUUUCCGUACCUCUCACAUUGGAAAAAGAGUCUGUUUAAGCCAACAGACUCUUCCUCAUCCCCACUUUCCUUGUCCCGACACGGCUUUACUUUCCCUAGCAGUGCACAAACCUUGGGCAGGACCUUCUGCCUAAGCGGUACCUUUCAAAUGCAAGCACAGACUCUGAGGAAGAGAGGGGAGAGGUGAGGGCUGGGUUCCCACAUGGGCACACUGGCUUUUUGGGAGGUUGGGGGCUCCCAGGCAGCACUAGAUUUGAAGCUUGGCUGAGAUUUUGUGCCUUCUUUGCUUAAAUAGAAAAAAGAAGAAAAAGGAGAAAAAAAAAAAUCCAACCUCCCUUCCUUCCCCCUCUACACAACUUCAUCCAGAAUGGGUGCAAAACCCCACGGCGGUGCAGGCAGGUGGUUGCUCUGUGUAUGUACAUGCACAUUUCACUGGAACAGUCUUCUUUCCCGCCUGUCUGCUCGCUUUGCUGCUGGGUGGUAGGAUUGACUGGCUUUAGAAACCCUAAUGUGGGAGGAAAAAGAAAAAAAAACAAUCAAAGGGAAGCCCAGGCACGUUCUCUCUUUUGUAAUAACCCCUGUGUGACAUUUACAGGAACACUGCCCUCAGCAGGCCCUCUCCUCUACUGGGAAAGCUCUUCUGGUUCCUACCCUCCAUGAGACUGUUUGCUCCUCUUUCUUUGUUCUUUCUAAUUGUCUAAAAUUCAAUAAAACUUUAUUCAUA